Nilaparvata lugens (brown planthopper) is the source of this 2564-nucleotide messenger RNA. RefSeq names its product gastrula zinc finger protein XlCGF17.1-like. Lineage: Eukaryota; Metazoa; Arthropoda; Insecta; Hemiptera; Delphacidae. The coding region runs from base 150 to 1262 and encodes 370 amino acids. The record is from RefSeq and is a predicted model, not a curated record. The transcript has 5 exons. Gene Ontology annotation, biological process: regulation of transcription by RNA polymerase II. Gene Ontology annotation, molecular function: RNA polymerase II cis-regulatory region sequence-specific DNA binding; DNA-binding transcription factor activity.
UCAAUGGUCUAUUUGAUUUUUCAAAAAAUAACAAAGAAAAACUGUAAAUAUAAUUAUGUUGAAUCAAUCCAAUAAAUUAAACUUAAAAAACGAAUAUUUAAAUUUUAUUGUUCCUUUAUAGUAUAGUAUUUUGUCCUAUUUUUAGAAAAAUGGAUAAAGAGGUUAAAGUUGAGAAACAGGAAAGUGCUUUUGAUGACAGUUGGAUUGGAGCUGCACGUAGUGAUACAGCUACUCAGCAGAUCAAGAUCGAGAAGCAGGAGGAUGAAUUUGGAGAAUGUGAAUUAGCAACUAGCAACGUCAAAGAUGAGUCAUCCUCGCACAAUGGUUCAACUUCCAAUCAGAUGGCGAGAGUUAAGCAGGAGAAUGAUAGCAGCCAAGAACCAGCGCCAGAGUGCAGCACUGCAUGCUCUCCAACUGAUGAUGAUUUCAGCCAACAACAUUAUCUAAUCCCUGGCUAUAAUCUAAUAUUCAUCAAAGAGGAAGAAUAUGUUGAGCAAGAGGCAGAAGGAUGUUCAGUGGAGAGUGAACCGGAGAUGUGGCCUUCAAACUGCAGCACAACUGAAACUGCCAAUGCAACAGAAGUGGGUGGACUGAAUGCACAUUCAAUCUCUCCCAUGGAAGAGUGCACUGAGCCAUCUGUGGCUGGCAAAAAGAUCAAGCUUUACAGCUGUGCUGACUGCAGCUAUGAAACUACACGGAUAACUCAUUUGAAGAGACAUAUGAGAAAUCACACUGGGGAAAAGCCUCUCAGUAGUGAGUAUUGUGACUAUAAAUUUACUCAAUCUGGUACUUUGAAGGAACAUAUCAGAACACAUACAGGAGAAAGACCUUUCAGCUGCGAGUAUUGUCGCUAUAAAUGUGCUCGAUCAAGUAAUUUGAAGGAACAUAUCAGAACACAUACAGGAGAAACACCUUUCAGCUGCAAGUAUUGUGGCUAUAAAUGUGCUCGAUCAAGAGAUUUGAAAUCACAUACCAGAACUCAUACAGGAGAAAGACCUUUUAGCUGCGAGUAUUGUGACUAUAAAUGUGCUCUAUCAAGUACUUUGAUAAAACAUGUCAGAACACAUACAGGAGAAAGACCUUUCAGUUGUGAGCUAUGUGACUAUAAAUGUGCUCAAUCUGGUACUUUGAAGGAACAUAUCAGAACACAUACAGGAGAAACACCUUUCAGCUGCAAGUAUUGUGGCUAUAAAUGUGCUCGAUCAAGUGAUUUGAAAAAACAUGUCAGAACACAUCAUAAAGGAGAAACAACUACUAGCUGAAAAUUUGUGACUUUACGUGUGCUCAUUCAUAUUCAUUUUACUGUGUUUCCUAGUAAGGUGAUCACUAAUAACAGGACAAGUGUAUUGAACAUGUGUGUACACACAAAUGUCGUCCAUAUUGUCGUGUCAUCACAGCUAAAGGCUUCAAACAAGAUUUUUUGAGGUUCUGAGUAAGUAUCGGCUCACAACUCCCCACUCCUCUAUUUAAAUUGCCAGGGUUGCCCUGGACUGGCGUCUGUGGAGGGGCGGAGUGGGGGUGCUGCUCACAGUGUGGUGUGUGCCGGCGAGUGAUUGGGGACGGCUGGGCUCCUCGCGGUGUUGGGUGUCCUCCACAUACACAACGGUUGUCAUCUCACAACACUGAAAUUCUCUCCUUUCUGAGAGGUGAUAGGCCAUGCUUUGGCACUACCUGGAGGGAGGGGAGUCGCUAGGAGUGGUGGGAGAGUAGUGGCAGUCAUCACCGUCGUUGUAGUGUAUGGCAACAGGUCAAAACUUGUCAGAAAUGGUCUCCUAGUGUCUUCCAGACGAGCCUUUGUCACUGACUCCGGUCUGCCUCCAGAUCAAGUGGUGUUCGGUUCGUCCUCUUAGUGACACCUACCGGCCACCAAAGGUCACCUGACCUGUUUUUUUUUUAGAUAAAUGAAAACUUAACCUGCAAAAACCUAACCUCAACAAAUUUUGCUGUGAUGACACAACAAUCUAUGACAAUAUGUGUAUCAUGCAUGUCUCACCGUUAGUGGCCAGCCUUAUGAAAUCAACCUCGCACUUUCCAUUACCUGCUCACAUUUAUUAAAACUAUUUUAGGUAAACCUUGUCUCUUUAUCCAACUAAAUUUUUAUUCAAAAAGGUUAAAGUGUUAACAGUCCGUCAAUUAUAUAUUAGAAACCUCAUAAUUUUCAUUAGAUAUAAUAAAGAUAUUUUUCUAUUCCGUGAAUCAAACCUCAAUUCACGACCUUUCAGAAUUAGGUUUAAAAAUAUAAGAAUGGAUCUUAAUGUUUGCCGGAUACAAUACUUCUACCCAGCUAAUAAAUUAAUCAAUAAAAUUCCAGAUAACCUUACAGAGCAUAUUAAUCGAAAUUCUGUCACAUUGCUUAAAAAAAGAACUAUUGAAUGGAUAAUCACCAGUGAAAUCGAGGACAUACUUUUUGAGUGGCUCUUAUCUUUGUUUCAAUAAUAUGUUUGCCAUCUCUCAUUCUUUCUCUUCUCCUCCUUUCUCUCUUUUUUUCACCCUUAUUCCACAUACUCAUCAUCUUCUUUUAUUAAAUAUUAUAAUUAUCAUAUAAUUUCUUAUCCUAUACUAUU